GUACGUGGAUAUACUCCAAGGAGUCGCACAGGGCUGUACGAUGUCACCCACUCUUUUCAAGAUUUACAUCAACGACUUGAUAAGGACGGUUGAAGCAACAGGUAUACAUACGUACCUGGGAGUAGAGAUUUCGAAGGAGUGCUCAUGGGACGCACACAUAGCAAAGUUGAUUGGGAAGGGUAAAGCUCAGAUAGGCAAGAUGGACGAGAUCCUUACGGAACCACACCUAGACACUAGGAUUAAGAGGUGUGUUCUCUUGAAUGUGAUUGUACCUAAGCUAGAGUAUGCAGGAGAGGUAUGGGAAGGUAACGAAAAGGCCGUCAAGCAGCUGGAAACGGUGCAGAUGGCAGCGGCCAAGAAAAUACUAGGAUGUUCAAGUACAACGAGCAACACUGUAUUGAGAGCAGAACUGGGAAUGUACUCUCUUAAAACAAAGAGAGACAUGCAAAAGUUGAAUUGGCAGUACAAGGUAAGUAGUAUGUCGGACGAUAGACUACCAGCCAUGGUUGACAAGGCAGCUUGGGGAAAAGCGACUCCAGGGAAGAAAGGAAUCAGAUGGGACAAGGUGGUAGAGAGGGUUUGGAAGGAGAUAGGAAACGAGGAGGAGACAUUGGACACGGAAGGGUUCGGGGGGUCCAAGAAGAAAGUCAAGGAGAUGCUUGAAAGUAGGGAGGAGACAACCCUUCGGAAGAAGGUACGAAGCGAAGACCACUUGGAGAUAUACGGGAAGUUGAAAGAAGGGAUAGGGAUGAAAAGUUACUUGGAAGGCCCCAUGGACUACGCAAAAAAACUGAAGUUGCAAUUUCGAGUAGGCGAUCUGGACUUGCCAGAACGGAGGAAGAGGUACAGCAGCCGUAGGAGAGAGGAAGAGGAGGAUAGACAGACAUGUCCAUGUGGCAAAUCGGAGGAGAGUAGACCCCACAUAGUUGGGGAGUGUGAGCUGUACAGGAAGGAAAGAGAGGAUCUCGAGGAGGACAUGAGACAGAGAGGGUGUGACAUGGACAAGUUUGGUAAAUUAGACAACAGCGAACAAACGAUCGUUGUAAUUGGGGAUAGAUGGUGGGCACAAGAGACCGUAGAGGACGGGGAUAAGAUGUGCAAGAAAUUUUUAUGUAGUUUGUGGCAGAAACGUAAAGAGCUCCCAAAUGACCAGUACGGACAUUAG
Ectocarpus sp. CCAP 1310/34 is the source of this 1165-nucleotide messenger RNA. The record is from the annotation of a GenBank genome assembly. Lineage: Eukaryota; Phaeophyceae; Ectocarpales; Ectocarpaceae.